Molecule: messenger RNA, 892 nt
Organism: Drosophila mauritiana
Lineage: Eukaryota; Metazoa; Arthropoda; Insecta; Diptera; Drosophilidae
Exons: 1
Coding region: 3-677 (224 amino acids)
Source: RefSeq, a predicted model, not a curated record
UGAUGCAUGAUGUAAUUAUUUCAUUGUUUUUGCUUAUCGUGACGGCUUGGCAGCAAUCUUUAGGCUUGGAGGAUGGCUCCAUGCAACUCUAUUGCCCCCUGGUAACAUACACCCAUCUCGAGCUGCUUUGCGACGGGGUCUAUAACGCAGACUUAUAUUUAAAAUACAAGGACGGGCUAACUUCCGUAAAUGCGCCCUACAAGAUCUUCUACUACAACCAGGAUGGAUAUUAUUUCUUCCUCGUGAGCUUUAACGACUCUCCAGUGCAAAGUUGUAACGGCUCGAUCCAGCUGGACAAUGAACUCGAUUUCUUUUGCGGAGUCAGUGAAUCACCUUUGAUAGUGUCCGGCACGCAGUUUUUCUGCCACAAGGAACUAAUGAGCUACGUAGAUGACUUGUUAUACGAGUGCACCAAGCCAAUAGCUCUGCGCUUCUUCAAUGUUGAGUGGAAGGGCGAGGCUACGAUCCAUUACGCUGCCAAAACGGAGUCAAAAAGUGGGACUUCCAGGGGAUUCCCUGGUUUGGGAACCUGGCUGGCCUGCCUGGUGUGCGUCUUUCUUCAAAGAUUGAAACUGCUGUCAUCCAAUAUAUUUGAAAUUCAAGUGAACUACCAGUUUGCCAGCUUGAAGCAAAAUGCGGUUGUGCUCCAUGUUCGUGCUCGUCUACAUAGUUCGUAAGCUGGAGAAUGCCAAGAGCGGAUGCAACACUACAGAAGUGCUGGGAUUGGAAGGAUCCUCAGCUGCAAUGACCACGCAAUCGUCUAUCUCCCAAGGACGCCAGAAUAAAGAGCUGUUUCGCACACUGUUCAAAAUUUGUCCCAAGUGAAUUUGUACCAAUGUGUAUCAAUACAAUUUAAAAAGAGCUUUGCUCUGCGUGUUCCAUUUGCGACACA